Molecule: messenger RNA, 222 nt
Organism: Loa loa (African eye worm)
Lineage: Eukaryota; Metazoa; Nematoda; Chromadorea; Rhabditida; Onchocercidae
Exons: 2
Source: RefSeq, a predicted model, not a curated record
AUGGUGGUGAAAAAGGAAGUGGAAGGGAGAGGGAGCAGUUGUGGUAGUAAGAAGAUUGGAGACGAAAGGCUGAACAAGGGAGGAAUUGCAAUUGCUAUGUUGGCGAGAGGAAAAGUUGCCCAAGUGAGAAGUGGGUAUCUUGCCUUAUCCGGGAAUGUGAAGGAAGAGGAGGAGCAGGAGGAGGAGGACGAGAAGGAGGAGGAGGAGGACGAGGAGGAAGAG